AUUCGUUCAAGCCUCCUUUUAUUUUUCUUUAUAUUUUUAACACAGUCAAGCUUUAAAACUUUGAAACGCGGAGCCUUGGAUUUUUUUUAUAUACAUAUUGAUAUCGACAUUGAAAUGAAAUUAAACGAAAACGGAAUUAAUUAAGUUGGAAAGACAUCCCUAAAUUUUGAAUUGGGGAGCAAAAGCAGGCAGUUGAGAGAGAGAAGAGGAAGAAGGGGAAAGUGGAGGGGUCAAGUCCAAAAAUCUCAAUACACAACCACACGAGCGCACCGGAUUUAUCGACUGCGACGAUGAUUUCUUUGUUUUAAUUAUUACCUUAAUCCAUUGUCUCGCAUAGGCAUAGGAUAUAGUCGCCUCCGCCUCAUCUCCCAUUUUUAUUUCUCUUUUUUCUCCAAAAUCCAAAUCCUCAUUUCAUCCCUGCCUAAAUCGAGAUUCCUCUCUAUCCACCCACCUAUUCGCUUCUCUCCAUGAAGAGCUGACGAAUUUUCUCGAUUUCUUCGGCCCAGUUGUGUUAAUUAGGAAGCUAGGGUUUGUUAUUUGGGUUGAUCCUUUUUUUCCUCUUUAGGGUUUGUCGCGGAAGAUAUUUGAGGGGAGGGAAGCUAUGGCGGCGAAUGGGCAGGGGAUAGAGCCUGCCUUGUUGGAUGACAUAAUCAAUCGGUUGCUGGAGUUCCGCAAUGCGCGGACUGUGCGUCAGGUGCAGCUCUCCGAGAACGAGAUCCGUGCUCUCUGUACUACGUCGCGGGAAAUCUUCCUCUCUCAGCCUAAUCUUCUCGAGCUAGAAGCUCCGAUAAAGAUAUGCGGUGACAUUCAUGGGCAAUAUGGGGAUCUUCUAAGGCUAUUCGAAUAUGGGGGUUUUCCGCCGGAGGCCAAUUAUUUGUUUUUAGGGGAUUAUGUGGACCGUGGCAAACAGAGUUUAGAAACUAUAUGCCUUCUUCUUGCCUACAAAAUCAAAUAUCCUGAGAAUUUCUUUCUCUUAAGAGGAAAUCAUGAAUGUGCUUCCAUCAAUAGGAUAUAUGGAUUCUAUGAUGAAUGUAAACGUCGAUUCAAUGUUAGACUCUGGAAAGUGUUUACUGAUUGUUUUAACUGCCUUCCUGUGGCAGCUCUUAUAGAUGAUAAGAUACUUUGUAUGCAUGGUGGGCUCUCUCCUGACCUGACAAACUUGGACCAAAUAAGAAAUUUACCUCGUCCAUCUGAUGUCCCAGAUUCUGGUCUGCUUUGUGAUUUACUUUGGUCCGAUCCCAGUAGAGAAAUUAAAGGUUGGGGAAUGAACGAUAGGGGAGUAUCAUACACUUUUGGUGCAGAUAAGGUGGCUGAAUUUUUGAUGCAACACGAUAUGGACCUAGUUUGUCGUGCUCACCAGGCAUUGCUUUUUCUUUUUCUUUUGAUUGUUUCCCUUAAUUCUCUUUUAUGCUAUUUCUGCCAUCUAACUGGAGACUUUCUUGACCAGGUUGUGGAAGAUGGAUAUGAGUUUUUUGCCGAUAGGCAGCUGGUUACAAUAUUUUCUGCUCCCAACUAUUGUGGCGAAUUCGAUAAUGCUGGUGCCAUGAUGAGUGUUGAUGAGAGUUUGAUGUGCUCUUUUCAGAUUCUGAAACCAACUGAUAGAAAGCGGUUCUUGUAAAAGCUAGUAUGAUAACACCUGUCUCACUCCUUAACUGCCCAGGUUUGUGGUGAUUUUGUUUUCUAAUCGUCUCUUUUACUUCCUUAUACCGCUCCCCUCACCCAAAAGAAAAGGAAAGGGAAAAAAGAAUAAAUAACAUAGUUCACAUGAACACAUGGAACUUUUCUGGGAAUUGAUGAUUAGUUGCUAAUAAAGAAUUCAUUUAUCACUCAAAAAUCCUUUAAGAUCCUGAACCUGCAUAAUAUGGCACUGGCAGCCUCUCUCUCCCCCCUUGUGUCUUUGUGGUUGGAUGACAGAUUUACAUGCUAAUUACUGUCGCAUCUUAUACUGUUACUUGCUUCAAGAUCUACUUUUCUUUUUUGUUGGGUUUACUGGAUAAUAUCUGAUUUUGUCUACUCCAUGAAAGAUGUCUUAAUGCUGACCCCACUUUCAAUUUCUUUAGGUUUGAAUUUCACCUUUAUGGGAUUCUCUUGCAAAGAAGAAUAACUUAAUCAAAAGCUACAGAUAUUUAUGCAAAGAAUAACUUAAUCAAAAGCUAAAUACUAGUUGAUAGGAACUCAUAAAUUAACCUAUUAUGGUCGGAUAGGUUGAAAAAGGACUUGAGGAUUUGUAACCUGCUAUUAGGUUCAGUGCUGUAGAAAGAUGUUGAGGCUUAUGCCUUGAGGCCUGUCUCGAGAUGAGGCUAUGGGACAAUGCCUCAGGGCUUACGCCUUUGUGGAUACUGGUGAGGCCUACACCUUUUCAAGCUGAGGCGUAAAAUGCCUGAAGGCAUGAAGCUCGCCUCACCAAAAAGCAGCAUACAAGGUUUUUGGGCUUAGUUAAGCCCUUUUUUUGGCCCAACUAAUUCAUCAACAAUAAAAAUUGAAUGCCCGAUAAAUAUUAAACACAAACACUAAACCCAUCUAUAGUUAAAUACUAAUUAUAACCCUAACUAAACAUAAAUGAAAAGGAAUUAAGUAAGACUUCUACAAGAUUGAUUAUGUUGUGCAGUAAUGGGGUUUACAAGAAGAAAUUUGUGUAUGAACUGAGUAUUUACUACUGCAUGCUGUACGGGCGUUUUUGGUUGGUUCUUAUUCAAGUAUUGAUCAUGAGAUUUGUCUUUAUCAUUUUCCACGAAUUGUACAUCAUGUGUUCUUUUACCAUGUACAGAGGUCUGGUCAUCUCAGACUAAGCCGGCGGCUUAAUCUGUGUAGAAUGUAGAGACGGGAGUGUUCCAUUGCCAUCCAGGGCGAUUUAGGUGAUCUUGUUCCUCACUGCCCUGAGGUUUUCCAGAAGGACUUAUUUAGAAGGCUGUAAGCUCUGUAUUUUUAAUUUUCUUCAGACUUUUUUCUUUAAUUUUCUCUAUACGACUUUAUGAUUUGACGGUGUAAAUACACUUCUAUAUAUCGCAAUUACAAUUGUAGAUUGUUGCUGCUUUUGUGAA
Salvia miltiorrhiza (redroot sage) is the source of this 3041-nucleotide messenger RNA. RefSeq names its product serine/threonine-protein phosphatase PP1 isozyme 2-like. The transcript is spliced from 2 exons. Gene Ontology annotation, cellular component: nucleus; cytoplasm. NCBI's taxonomy places the organism in Eukaryota, Viridiplantae, Streptophyta, Magnoliopsida, Lamiales, Lamiaceae. Bases 602 to 1618 code for a protein of 338 amino acids. The record is from RefSeq and is a predicted model, not a curated record. Gene Ontology annotation, molecular function: protein serine/threonine phosphatase activity.